CGCGCGCCUGCGGCCUGAGGAGAGGCGAUUGUGGGGAGGGGGAUUCAGGGAACGGAGGGCUCCAUGGAGGCGGGAGAGACCUCGGGUGUGCACUUUGGUAAAGCGAUCAAGCCAAUAGACCAUAAAUCGGUUCACCGGAUCUGUUCAGGACAGGUGGUGCUGAAUUUGUGUACUGCGGUGAAAGAGCUGGUAGAAAACAGCAUAGACGCUGGUGCUACCAGUGUUGAAGUGAAGCUUAAAGAAUAUGGGACAGAACUUAUUGAAGUUUCUGAUAAUGGCUGCGGUGUAGCAGAAGAAAACUUUGCAGGCUUGACUUUAAAGCAUUACACUUCCAAAAUACAAGACUUCUCUGAUCUCGAACAUGUUGAAACAUUUGGCUUUCGAGGUGAAGCUCUCAGCUCGCUGUGUGCAUUAAGCAAUGUUUCUAUUUUGACUUGUCACAAGUCUGCAAAGGUUGGAACGCGUCUUGUGUUUGAUAACAGUGGGAAGAUCAUCUCACAGACCCCUUACCCUCGACAGCAGGGGACAAGUGUCAGCGUGCAGCAGUUGUUUUAUACCCUGCCAGUACGGCAUAAGGAAUUUCAGCGCAACAUUAAAAAGGAGUAUGCAAAAAUGGUUCAAGUGUUGCAAGCGUACUGUAUCAUUUCGACUGAUGUUCGCAUUAACUGCACCAAUCAGGUUGGCCAAGGCAAAAAACAGCCUGUGUUAGGCACCAGAGGGAGUCCUUCCUUAAAGGAAAACAUUGGCGCAGUAUUUGGACAAAAACAGCUGCAAAGCUUGAUACCUUUUGUUCAGUUGCCUGCCAGUGAUGCUAUCUGUGAAGAAUAUGGCUUAACUUCUGAUAUGCCAGCCAAUCUUUAUAUUAUCACAGGCUUCAUUUCCCGUUGUGAUCAUGGCAUUGGGAGAAGUACGACAGACAGACAGUUCUUCUUUAUUAACCAGAGGCCGUGUGACCCAAUGAAAGUUUCCAAAGUUGUGAAUGAAGUGUACCACAUGUACAACAGACACCAGUAUCCCUUUAUUGUUCUUAACAUAUGUGCAGAUUCUGGAAGUGUUGACAUCAAUGUGACACCUGACAAAAGGAAAAUAUUGCUGCAAGAAGAAAAACUUCUGUUGGCAGUUCUAAAAACUUCUUUGAUGGGAAUGUUUGGUAGUGAUGUUAACAAGCUCGUCGUCAAUCAGAGACUGCCAGAUGCCCAAGGAAACUUUAAACCGGUGCCUCAAGAUGAGACAGAAGUGCCUUGUUUGGAAAUGAGCAGUCCCUCAUCUCCAAAUCCCAAAACAGCAAUGAUUGUAGCCAAGCUUAGAAAGUCCUUUUCUCUCCAUCAAGAGACAGAGACCAGAGUGCAGAGUCUUGAAAAUAUCAAGCAGAGGCACGGCUCUCCUGGGCAGAGAGAACUGAUGCUUUUUAGAGCUUCAGGUUCUCUGAAUGAAACUGGCUCUGGAAAGAAAUCUACAGAUGGAACUGAAAUGGAUUCAAGCAAGUCCCUGCUUCCUCACAAAAAUGUCAGGCAGGUAGCAGAAGAAACAGACUCUGGAUGCAGCAGCACCUGUACAGAAUCCGAUACGGGUUUACGUACUCCAGAGCUUGGUAGCUGUUUCAGUGAUGAAAGUUCCCCUGGAGAAGAAACUCAGGUUUCCAAAGAAGAAGUUCAAAUAGCAGGUCUUGAAACGAGUGGACAAAUACAGAUGGCCGCAUGUGAUUUGAACCAAAGUAAAGAGAGUGAAUUAGGCCCAGAGGUCAGUUGUUCUUCUCCAGAUGUAAAACGUCGGAAGACUGCUGUGCCUCUCUCACACAUAGGAAGUUCAUCAGAGAGGAAGGAUAGUCAGAGCUGGGCCACUUUGUCACAGUACGAUGUACCUUUGGAAGUUGACAAGAAAAUCACAAUGCUAGAGUUUUCUAUGAGCCUGUUGACAGAUAGAGUAAAGAAGCUAAUCCAGCGACAACAAAAGAAGGUGGAAGCCCAGAAUUACAGAAAAUUUAGGGCAAAAAUUAACCCUGGAGAAAAUAGAUCAGCAGAAGAUGAAUUACGGAAAGAAAUAAGUAAAGAAAUGUUUGCCAAAAUGGACAUCGUUGGCCAGUUCAAUUUAGGAUUCAUAAUAGCCAGAUUGAACUCUGAUCUCUUCAUCGUUGACCAGCAUGCUUCAGAUGAGAAGUACAACUUCGAGAUGUUACAGCAGCAUACUGUUUUACAGGGGCAGAAACUGAUUGUACCACAGGAUCUUAAUUUAACUGCUCUCAAUGAAAGUGUGUUGAUAGAAAAUCAGGAGAUUUUCAGAAAAAAUGGAUUUGAUUUUGUCAUUGAUGAAGGAGCACCUGUAACCAAAAGAGUUAAGCUUGUUUCAUUACCAACAAGCAAAAACUGGACUUUUGGCCCACAAGAUAUAGAGGAGCUGAUCUUCAUGUUGAGUGAUUGCCCUGGGGUAAUGUGCAGGCCUUCCCGAGUGAGGCAGAUGUUUGCUUCUCGAGCAUGUAGGAAGUCGGUCAUGAUUGGAACAGCACUUAAUGUAAAGGAGAUGAAGAAACUGGUCACCCACAUGGGUGAGAUUGAUCAUCCCUGGAACUGUCCGCAUGGAAGGCCAACGAUAAGGCAUAUAGCCAACCUAGAUCUGGUUUCACAAGAAUAGCAAGCACUUACCCACAAUUUAAAUAUAUAUAUAUUGUGACUUCUUUUAAAAUUCCAGUUGAUCAUGAACAUUUCCCCAAAGCUAAAGCUUAAGCCGCCAUUUUGUGUAGCUUAAAAACAAAAAAGCUUUAUUAUAAAGGCAGCUGAAUUUUCACCUUGGCUACCUUAGUCCAUACAGAGGUAUAGGAAAAAGAUGAAUGUUCGGUCCCCUUAAAUUCUCUGCAAUGCGCUGUCACAGCUCCAGGAUCUUCAGAUCUAUGUCUGUGUUGCAACAUGACCCCAACCUGGAUCAAAGUCUCAUCCCCUUCAUCAGUGUAAAAUAACUUUUAUUAAAGUUCCUCUGCUGCUCUUUAUUGGUUUGGGGGCGGGGGGCAGAAUGGCCAGAAGAUCUAGCACUAUCCAUUUGCUAGUUCCAGGGCCAGCUCAAGCUAUAUCACAGCAUUCUGUGAAAAUUUAAUUUUGCUACCCUCACACUGCAUCUUGUUGAGGAGCUAUGUACCUGACGAGUCCACUUUCCCUUUUUGACAUGUGUGAAUGCCAUGAGAAGAACGUCUAAAAAAGGUGGGUGAAGUGUGCGAUGUCCAGACUUGUCCCAUGAUUCUGGGCAGAGGAAGGCCAUUAGACUCCCUUUUUGAAAGCUUUCCAGUGUCAUCCUCUUGAAUUUUGACCACCCAGCCUGUUGAGCAGGCCUGGCUGUUCAGGACGGAUCUGUUUGCCAUCCGGACUGGAGUAGGUUUGGUGCAGAAGAUAACAAGAUGUAAGUGAUUUUUCCUGUCAAAUCAUCUGUAUUGGAAAUAACUGUAAAUUCAUCCUCACGUGGAUAAACUUGUGUAUGUGUUUACUUUUUUUUUAAAUUAUGAAUAAAUUUUUUACAUG
Eublepharis macularius is the source of this 3503-nucleotide messenger RNA. It is a transcript of the gene PMS2, whose product is annotated as PMS1 homolog 2, mismatch repair system component. The transcript is spliced from 16 exons. Gene Ontology annotation, cellular component: MutLalpha complex. Gene Ontology annotation, biological process: mismatch repair. The coding region runs from base 64 to 2628 and encodes 854 amino acids. NCBI's taxonomy places the organism in Eukaryota, Metazoa, Chordata, Lepidosauria, Squamata, Eublepharidae. The record is from RefSeq and is a predicted model, not a curated record. Gene Ontology annotation, molecular function: ATP hydrolysis activity; ATP-dependent DNA damage sensor activity; ATP binding.